Molecule: messenger RNA, 1857 nt
Organism: Metarhizium acridum CQMa 102
Lineage: Eukaryota; Fungi; Ascomycota; Sordariomycetes; Hypocreales; Clavicipitaceae
Source: RefSeq, a predicted model, not a curated record
AUGGGUGUAUUCGAAGCUUUAUUCUUGUUGUUUGCGUCUCAGGCGUUGGCCGCGCCUGUCGAUAGCCAAGAGGGCACAAAGAAUGCCGCCGGCCAGAAUGGCAUCCUGCACCUACCUUUGGUCCCUAUCGCAAGAGAAGUCGAUGCCAGAGAUAUUGCGAAGCGUGAAAUCUCAACUCCUGUUGACUAUUUCAAAUAUGAAGGACCUAAACCAGCCACGUCUGUGGGCAUCGUUUUGGAGAUCGGGCAACCGCCGCAAAAGGUCAUCGUGGAACCAGACACUGGAUCGUCGAAAUUUUGGGUACUAGGUGUAAAGCCUGGCGAUAACCGCGGGGGUAACGGGUCUACUUAUUUUGACAUGAAACUCAGCACCUCUCUGCAAGACUUGAAGAAAGAUGAUGGGGCUGCUUAUGGCGGUGGAUCGGAGCGUGUGAAUUAUGCCCUGGUUACAGAUGAAGUGUCUUUCGGAGGUACAUCGUUGGGCAGCAUGCAAUUCGGUGUGGGCAAUUUGUCCAGUCCUCACACAAGCUUGGGACGCAAUGUCGGCAUAAUGGGUUUACUACCCAACCCAAAGGUUAAGGAUUUUAUUCUUGACAAGCUCUUGGAAAAAAAUUUGGUCAAGUCUCGAGCCUUCAGCUUUAGCCUGCGCGAAAAGGGUAAAGGGGCUCUCUCCUUUGGCGGAUAUGACACUAGCAAGUUCUCUGGUCCCCUUGAGAAGUUCGCUAUGCAGCCAAGCGACAACAAGCACUUUAUUAUUCAAGUCCAAUCUGUACUUUUCAACAAUGGUACUACUAAUAGUACAGUCUUGCUGGGCAAACAGGGCAAUUCAGGCAAAACGUUAACUAUGGGUUUAGACUCCGGAGCCCCGGCUUUACAGGUUUCUAUGGAUGUGGCUAAAGAAUUUGCGGAGAGGAUGGGGGGCGCCUGGAAACGCCUCGGCCGAAUUAUGGAGUUUCCAUGCGAUGCUGUUGACGCCAAAGCUUCAAUAGACUUCAAGAUGAGUGAUGAGACGACCGUUUCGAUACCUCUUUUAGAUUUAGUUACGAGCCGACUUGAUAAUGGCAAAACUUGUCAAUUGGCUGUUCAAGCGGGCAAAUCCCCUGCUGAUCUGUGGACUGGCGGUCACUUUUUGCGCAGGUCUAUGGUUGUUUAUGAUCCGGACAAUGCCAGCAUGUACGUCGCUCGAGGGGCGGAUUGUGGCUCGAGCCUUGUCGCUAUUGACGGUAAAAUGCCAGACAAUGUGGUUGGCAAGUGCAACGCAAAGGUUCCUGACUCACCGGCAGGCGGGCCUCCGACGACUACGGACAAGCCAAUUGGCAAUAUUUGCAGAGGAGGCCAAUUAUACUCGUGUUACACCAAAACGUCUGCUGCCUCGGUCGACUUGGGCCUUGAUGCCGUUGCGGUUGGCCGGCCUCCAUCUGAUUACGCAGACGGACGAGGAACAGCCUGGGCCAGGUGUCUGGACUCUUUCCCACGAAGUUGCCAUGGCCGAGGUCGUUUGAAGCGAUUUGCAUCACUAGGGCAGCCACGGAGGCCGUCCCAGACGAUCAUCCAGACCGGGGUGGACAGUUAUAUGUCCUUGGAGUCCUACUCGGUCAAAGACUUCUGGGGUACUAGGGCGCCCGAGGACAUCGGCUAUGCUGUUCAUGCUUGUAGAGCGGCAGUAUCCGGCACCGCAGACGACGAUCCAAAGCGGCCACUACUACGCUUAGACAGUCUUGGCCUCCAUCUCGGCGUCAAAGACUCCCAUACCAUAGCAGCUAUCCCGGACAACGACCCAAACCGAGCUAAGUUUUUGGAUAACCUCCAAAUCAGCUCGCUCAUAAGUCUAUACACGCUUGGGAAACAGUGCCUCUGA